Molecule: messenger RNA, 858 nt
Organism: Microthlaspi erraticum
Lineage: Eukaryota; Viridiplantae; Streptophyta; Magnoliopsida; Brassicales; Brassicaceae
Source: the annotation of a GenBank genome assembly
AUGGGUAUCCAGGCAAGUAAAAUCCAAACACCGUCGGAUCUCGUCUCUGCUCUGGAGCCAGAGACCAUACUGGGGAAGCCAUUGCAAGACAUCAACAAGCUUUAUAGAUUCGGGGGACUACUGGGCGAAAGUAAAGAUAGGAAGACCUACGAGUGCACGGAAAUUUCCACAGGCAACAAGUACGCCUGCAAAUCCAUACCCAAGACGGCGCUAAAGAGUGAUGAAGAUAGAGAGUGUGUAAAGAAUGAGGUUCAGAUUCUGAAUCACUUGUUAGGAGAGCGUAACAUCGUACAGAUCAAGGGUUCUUACGAGGAUAUGAAAUCCGUACACAUAGUGAUGGAAAGUAUUAAAGAAUGUCUUCGUUAUAAGAGCGAUAGUUAUCUAUCGGAGAAACAAGCUGCUCCAAUGAUUAGUUGGAUUCUGAAGGCUGUGCAGAGUUGUCAUUCGAAGGGUGUGAUUCAUCGUAACAUCGACCUCCAUCACUUCUUGUUAUCGAGGGCUGAGGGGGAAGAUGUGAUUGUGGCCAAAGCAAUCGGUUUCAGGUAUUCUGUUUACAUCAGAGAAGGAACUUUUUGUGAGGAUAUUGUCGGCGAGGGCACCAAUUCACCUGAAGCAUUACUAGGAUGCUACGGGAAAGAAAAUUACGUCUGGAGUGUAGGUGUCAUUGCAUACCUUUUACUCAGUGGCAAAACCCCAUUCGAAAAUGCAAUACAGAUUAAGAGAGGCCAAGUUGAUCUUGAUUGCGAACCAUGGCCUUCUAUAUCUUUGGGCGCAAAAGACCUUAUCAGGAAGAUGCUCACCCCAAACCCAAAGAAACGAAUCUCUGCUGCACAGGCUCUUGAACAUCCUUGGCUCUAA